GCUGUCCAGACCCUCACAUUUCUCUCGCCCUCGCUCACACCCCAAAGCACGGAACCAACCAAACAGAUAGAGACGGCGGAGGAGGAAGACGAAGACGAAGACGACGAAGGCCGCCGCCGCCGCGCGUAGCGCACACGAGCAGACACCCACCCGCCCCGCACCCUCCGAUCCAUUGACCUGUUAAUUAACUCUUCUUUACCCCUACCCAAUCCACUCUCCCACCGGCCACCGCCCUUGUCAAUACUUUCUCGGCCGGGGUGGAUUCCGACGAGCGAUCGCGCGCGUAUUCUUCCCCCGUCCCAUGUGCAGGUGACCAGAGCAGGCGCGGCGUCUCCGAGCAUCAGAAGCGCCAUGCACUGCUUCCGGUUCGCGAGCUGGGAGCGGGAGGCCGACGAGCGGCGCGGGGCGGCGGCGGCGACGACGACGACGACGGGCCGUUCCCUGUCCGCGCGGUCCAACAGCAGCACGACGUCGACGGACCGCGACGUGCGGCGGUCGGCGUCCGAGUGCUCCCUGAACGCGUCGGAGCUCAGCAGCGCGGGCUCCCUGGGCCGGUGCCGGCAGCUGUCGCUGUCGUCGCAGCGGCCGGCCAACGCGCUGCGCGUCUUCAACUUCCAGGAGCUCAAGUCGGCCACCCGCGGGUUCAGCCGCGCGCUCAUGCUCGGCGAGGGCGGCUUCGGCUGCGUCUACCGGGGCACCAUCCGGAGCGCGCUGGAGCCGCGCCGGAGCCUGGACGUCGCCAUCAAGCAGCUCGGCCGCAAGGGCCUGCAGGGCCACAAGGAGUGGAUGACGGAGGUGAACGUGCUCGGGGUGGUGGACCACGCCAACCUCGUCAAGCUCAUCGGCUACUGCGCCGAGGACGACGAGCGGGGGAUGCAGCUGCUGCUCGUCUACGAGUUCAUGCCCAACGGCAGCCUCGCGGACCAUCUCUCCUCCAGGUCGCCGCGGCCGGCGUCGUGGUCGAUGAGGCUCAGGGUGGCGCUUGACACAGCUCGAGGCUUGAAGUAUCUCCAUGAAGAAUCCGAAGUCAAGAUAAUAUUUCGUGACCUGAAGCCUUCGAACAUUCUUCUCGACGACAACUGGAACGCAAAACUGUCAGAUUUUGGCUUGGCAAGAUUAGGACCUCAAGAAGGAAGCCAUGUCUCCACAGCGGUGGUGGGGACAAUUGGAUAUGCAGCUCCUGAAUACAUCCACACGGGACGCCUCAGCACCAAGAAUGACAUAUGGAGUUUCGGCGUCGUGCUCCUUGAGCUUCUUACAGGCCGGCGACCUCUGGACCGGAACAGGCCAAGAGGCGAGCAAAAUCUCGUGGACUGGAUGAAGCCCUACUCUUCCGGCGCCAAGAAGCUCGAGACUGUAAUUGAUCCAAGGCUUCAAGGGAACUACAGCAUAAAAUCAGCUGCCCAGCUUGCGUCAGUGGCAAAUAAGUGCCUGGUGCGCCAUGCCAGGUACCGUCCCAAGAUGAGUGAGGUACUGGAGAUGGUGCAGAAGAUCGUCGAGAGCAGUGAAAUUGGAACACCGGAGCAUCCCCUGAUCAGCAAUUCAAAGGAAUUAGUGAGUGGUGAAAAGAAACGGAAAGGCCUUGACUUGAAAACAAGGAUUGCAGAUAUUAAAGCUAGGGAGGGGAGAUGGUUUGCAUGGCAAGGGUGCACGCCUAAGCUUGUGAGAACACAAUGAUUCAGAUCAUCUUGCAUAGUUAGUAGCAAAAGCAGCAAGUGACUUAAAAGGUCACCUGGAGUUUUCUUUUGGCAAACAAGUCACAGAGCAUGACAAUUGUAAACAACGGUUUGGUGCAGCCCGUGGAGGUCACCACUAAAUAAUGGAUAGGUUCACAUUUUCUGGGAUAACAAAUAGGCUGAUAGGUAAUCUUCUCCACAAACUCGGAGGUUCCAUGGUUUUUAUUAAGCUCAAGCAGUCAAUUUUUUUUUCGUGUAGAAGGCUUAUUGUACAGUUUACUUGGUUUUAUGGAGUGACUUUUGAGAUGCAUGAUGUGGUUUUAUGGAGUGACUUUUGAGAUGCA
Messenger RNA from Sorghum bicolor (sorghum), 2020 nucleotides. Its product is annotated as probable serine/threonine-protein kinase PBL1. Gene Ontology annotation, biological process: protein phosphorylation. Lineage: Eukaryota; Viridiplantae; Streptophyta; Magnoliopsida; Poales; Poaceae. Gene Ontology annotation, molecular function: protein kinase activity; ATP binding. The record is from RefSeq and is a predicted model, not a curated record. The coding region runs from base 352 to 1677 and encodes 441 amino acids. The transcript has 4 exons.